This is a messenger RNA of Maudiozyma barnettii, 705 nucleotides long. RefSeq names its product transcription factor MCM1 (gene MCM1). Lineage: Eukaryota; Fungi; Ascomycota; Saccharomycetes; Saccharomycetales; Saccharomycetaceae. Bases 1 to 705 code for a protein of 234 amino acids. The transcript has a single exon. Gene Ontology annotation, molecular function: protein dimerization activity; DNA-binding transcription factor activity, RNA polymerase II-specific; RNA polymerase II cis-regulatory region sequence-specific DNA binding. Gene Ontology annotation, biological process: positive regulation of transcription by RNA polymerase II. The record is from RefSeq and is a predicted model, not a curated record.
AUGUCCGACCAAGAGAUUAAUGAUAAUGAUAACUCUCUUUCUCCUUCUGCUAAAGGAGACUCCAAGGAGAGAAGAAAAAUCGAAAUUAAAUUCAUAGAAAAUAAAACUAGACGACAUGUCACUUUCUCUAAGAGAAAACAUGGGAUUAUGAAGAAAGCGUUUGAAUUGUCGGUAUUAACAGGUACUCAAGUUUUAUUACUGGUAGUAUCAGAGACUGGGUUGGUUUAUACGUUUAGUACUCCUAAAUUUGAACCAAUUGUGACUCAACAAGAAGGUAGAAAUUUAAUUCAAGCUUGUUUGAAUGCUCCAGAUGAAGAAGAAGAAGAGGAAGAGGAAGAAGAGGAAGAAAACGGAGAUACUAAUGAUUUGGCUAUUCAACAACAAGCUCAAGCUCAAGCACAAGCACAGGCUCAGGCACAGGCUCAAGCACAAGCACAAGCACAGGCUCAGGCUGCUCAGGCACAAGCUCAAGCUCAACAUAUGCAACAAUUGCAACAGAUGCAACAGAAUCAAAUGCAACAGAACGUGGAACAUCCAUUUAAUAUAGAUUCUUCUGCUACUGCUCCUCAUUCAAAUGGAAUGACUCCAUCCCAGGAUCAAAAGAUAACUAAUCCAAAUCCUAAUUUAAAUCCAAAUAAUAGUCAGAAUCCAAAUAAUGUAGCAUAUCAACAAUAUUUCCAAGAUUCUCAACAAAAUCAAUUUUAA